AUGCCCGCCGCGUCUCCCACGGGGCCCUGGGCCCCCGCGGCCCCCAACGCCACGGCGGCGGCGGCGGCCAACGUCAGCGUGCCCGAGGUGCCCCUGUUCCACCUGUUCGCCCUGCUGGACGAGGAGCUGCACGCCGCCUUCCCGGGCCUGUGGCUGGCCCUGAUCGCGGUGCACGGCGUCAUCUUCCUGGCGGGGCUGGUGCUCAACGGACUAGCGCUGUACGUCUUCUGCUGCCGCACGCAGGCCAAGACGCCCUCGGUCGUCUACACCAUCAACCUGGUGGUGACCGACCUGCUGGUGGGGCUGUCCCUGCCCACGCGCUUCGCCGUCUUCUACGGCGCGCGCGGCUGCCUGCGCUGCGCCCUCCCCCACGUCUUCGGCUACUUCCUCAACAUGCACUGCUCCAUCCUGUUCCUCACCUGCAUCUGCGUCGACCGCUACCUGGCCAUCGUGCAGCCCGACGGCUCCCGCCGCUGGCGCCAGCCUGCCUGCGCCCGGGCCGUGUGCGCCUUCGUGUGGCUGGCGGCCGGCGCCGUGACCCUGUCCGUGCUGGGCGUGAGAGCCGGCGGCGGGCCUUGCUGCCGCGUCUUCGCGCUGACCGUCCUGGAGUUCCUGCUGCCCCUGCUGGUCAUCAGCGUGUUCACGGGCCGCAUCGUGUGCGCGCUGUCACGGCCGGGCCUCCUGCGCCAGGGCCGCCAGCGGCGCGUGCGGGCCAUGCAGCUGCUGCUGACCGUGCUCGUCAUCUUCCUCGUCUGCUUCACGCCCUUCCACGCCCGCCAGGUGGCCGUGGCGCUGUGGCCCGAGGUGCCGAGCCACGCCAGCCUCGUGGCCUACCACGUGGCCGUGACCCUCAGCAGCCUCAACAGCUGCAUGGACCCCAUCGUCUACUGCUUUGUCACCAGCGGCUUCCAGGCCACCGUCCGAGGCCUCUUCCGCCGGCGCGGGGCGGAGCGCGAGCUCCAUGGCAGCACCGUGGUCGGCAUGCAGAGGAGCUCGCGAGCCUUGGGCCGCAAGCACAUCCCGGGCCCCGGCCCCGGCGCCUUCACCCAGGACCUGGCUAACGGGCCAGAGGCUUAG
Molecule: messenger RNA, 1077 nt
Organism: Panthera uncia (snow leopard)
Lineage: Eukaryota; Metazoa; Chordata; Mammalia; Carnivora; Felidae
Gene: GPR20
Product: G protein-coupled receptor 20
Exons: 1
Coding region: 1-1077 (358 amino acids)
Biological process (GO): phospholipase C-activating G protein-coupled receptor signaling pathway; positive regulation of Rho protein signal transduction
Cellular component (GO): membrane
Molecular function (GO): G protein-coupled receptor activity
Source: RefSeq, a predicted model, not a curated record